CGUCACACAAAUAAAUAUCAGAACAUCACUCUCCACCCUCAACUGAUGUAGUUCAAACAACUCAACAACUUUACUAGGCACUAGUAAAUUGUUUGUUAUUUUUAUACAUCAACCACUCUUCGCACACUAGAGCCGCAAUAGUAUCCAAAUUUUGUAUUUCGCGUUCAGAAUUUUGGCACAAACCACCAGUUCACCAGAUCGCCGGAAACCCAGGCAUUGAUAACCAGAUACCCAUCUGUUUCCGUUAUGGAGCAGAUCUUCGCAUUCCCGUCCCAUGGGAUGGGUCUGGGUUUGGUCCAGAUGCCGCUUCAGAACACUGUUGCGACUACUGCGGAAUACUCCCUCAAUCCGAACGCGGUGGAGUUCGUACCCUCGUAUCGCCAGAGAUCAGAGUUACCAAGUGCCGAGACCAAAACGGAAGCGACCUCCACAACAACAUUGCUUCAUCCCGAAAUCGUUGGGGAUGCCGUGAAUCGUGUGGAUAAUGGAUUCCAAGUAAAGCGCCAGCUCUUCGAUUUACUCAGCCAACUGGGAGAUGAACAAAUGCCCCUGGACGAGAUCUCAGUGGGUUUGUUACCACGUGGCCAGGGUCUCACCAUGACUUUCACCACAAAACAGGCGGACCAGCAGCUACAGCCUCCGGAUCCAAUGAGUUCGAUCAUCCAUGAGCGCCAGAGCCUUCAGCUGGCUGUGGGCGAUCAGCAAAAGCUGGCCAGCCGACCGGAAAGCGUCCUGGUGGCCCAGUUUCUAAUCCGAGUUAACGAUAUUCUCAGCGAGAAGUAUGAAUACAGCGGAGAUGUAUCCGUCUGUCCCAAGUGCACUCUAUGCUCCAAUCGUAGCUACACUGAGCUGGAAAUCGAGAACCAGAUCGAAGGCAUUAAGGCCUUCGAGAAGUUCUUCACCUUCACAGAAUCAACGCGCUACCAGGACUUGGUUUCCCAUAAGGCCUUCAAGGAACUUUGCCACAAGCUUGGCUUGAUCGUUAGCCGUGAUCAGAUCCACAUUAAUCGAGCUGAUAGUAGGGUGAGCACAGUAGUCCCUCCACCCACGGCACAGUCUUCCAGUGUCACCGUUUGCAUGUCCAACAACGAGAUGGAACCAGGUGUGGAGGCAGAUGCUUAUGCCGGAGAUGACGAGUCCCAGAUGCACGGCAGUGAUCUGACACCUAGAGGAUGUCCAGGUCCGUCUAUUCCAACGGAAUAUGUGAGAGGGAAGCUUUACAGAUAUGAAGAUUCCGAGGGAUCGCAGCUGGUCAACCAGCUAAAUGAGGCUCACCAAAGUACCGAGCCCAUGAUGAUCGAUGACUUCCAUUUGGAUGUGUCACCAACAACGCCGGCCCAAUCUAUAAUGGCCACCAGUGUGCCUUCCACCUUUCCUCGGGUGUACAAAUCGGCAAAGGCCAAAUGCUCGGCUCGAGGGGCAGGAUCUAGUGGCCUCCACGGCGGUUCUCAGUUACCCAGGAGUUCUGUUUUUGGCCGUUCAUUGAUGCAGUCGGUACAGAACACGCCCUCAACCUUGCAGAAACUUCAGACCACGACGGUUGGUGGCCAUAUUCAGCCCGGAUCUACUGGCCAACGAAAGCUCCAAAUGGAACCGUCCCUACACGGUGCAGUCCGCAAGCUAAAUCGCUUGAAUUCGGCGAAAUCAGGAUGCGUUCACCAGCAGUCGGGCAAUAUGUCAGCAGUUCAGACAGGUCGCGUGAGCAGGCCAGGAAAAGCUACUAACUCAGUACAGAAACAGCAGUCAAAUCAUACUUGCAAGGCGGGCAAAAGUACCGCGAGCAACAGGAUGGGCACCCCCACUCCUAAGCAACCCCAUGGCACCGCGCAGCGAAUGAUCCCAAGAAGCACCAACGCUUCCAUGAUGCGUCAAACAGAGGUUAAGCGGCGCAUGAGCCUGAUGCGCGGUGACAGCGAUGCGGAUCUGCUCUAUAAUGAAUAUCUCUUCAAAUGAUUUGCAGCUGAAUUGCAUGGAUUUGUUGCUUCUAUUUAAAAUAUAAUUAUUUCUCUAAACUCAAUAGCCCAACAA
This is a messenger RNA of Drosophila suzukii, 2028 nucleotides long. RefSeq lists its product as uncharacterized. The record is from RefSeq and is a predicted model, not a curated record. NCBI's taxonomy places the organism in Eukaryota, Metazoa, Arthropoda, Insecta, Diptera, Drosophilidae.